Molecule: messenger RNA, 1321 nt
Organism: Aureobasidium pullulans EXF-150
Lineage: Eukaryota; Fungi; Ascomycota; Dothideomycetes; Dothideales; Saccotheciaceae
Exons: 1
Coding region: 140-1135 (331 amino acids)
Molecular function (GO): FMN binding
Source: RefSeq, a predicted model, not a curated record
CGGAGACAUGUUCGGAGGGCGCGUUCCGACGGAGGCGUUUAGCAUUUCGUCCUCUGCAUCGAAAUCUCAAUCUGCAAAAGAGCGUCGAUAACCAUUGAUUCUCAGCUUUCUGUUCUCUCGACUGCCCGAAGUAGCAUCCAUGCAAUCGUUCAGUCCUCUUCUAUGGCGACCGGCAUUCAUUAGCGAGUCUCGGAGAAAUCUUUGCGCAACGGCCAGACGAAUCCCUGCAAAUAUGAAUCGCUCCUUCUCGUCUUCUCAACACAAUCAAUCAACACCAAAAGUCGACUACUCAUCACUUGGAGGUACCGAAAAGAACUUGCCGGAUUGGAAACCAGAAUCCACAAUCAGCGUCACCAAACCAGGAAAGCCGGACUGGAAAUGGGGCGAGGGCGUGAAGGGCAAGCAAGACCAGUCGCAGGUUGAGAUCGAUCCAUUUGAAGAAGGUCGGCCUAUGUUCCACAACUAUACCUUGCUGGUAUCCGGAAUUGCGCCACGACCAAUUGGUCUUGUGAGCACAGUGUCGAAAGAAGGCAAGCUAAACCUGGCACCCUUCAGCUACUUUCAAGUUGUCGACCACGACCCUCCAGUCUUUGUCAUUGGCUUCUCUGGACGCGCAAAUCGACCAAAAGAUACGUUGCGCAAUCUCGAGGAAACCGGAGAGUGCGUCUUGAACAUCGUAUCGGAGGAUAUGAUCGAAGCCGUCAAUGCGACUUCGGUGGACGCACCGUACGGCACUUCUGAAUGGUCGCUCUCUGGCCUCACUAAAUCUGACAGCACGACCGUCAAGCCACCGAGAGUCAAGGAAUCCGUCAUGUCGAUUGAAGGCAAGCUGACGGAAGUCGUCAACUACAAGACUUCCAGGCCCUCUGUGGGACCUCAUAGCUCAUUGGCAAUCAUCGAAGCCACCAGAUUCUGGGUUGCUGAGAAUGCGAUUGACGAGAAAAGAAGUCAUGUCGACUUGAAUGUGUUGAGACCCAUUGGCCAGCUUGGAGGUGUAUCAUAUGCUCGCAUCACAGACAUUUUCGAGCUUCCGAGGACGAAUUGGGCUACCGCGGUGGAGAAGUCGGGCUCCGAAUUGUUGGAUGUGGCCAAGGAAGAGACGACGGAGUCUGACGGACCGAUGUCCAAGCUGUAAAGGUCAUGCCUUUUGUCAAUGGCUAAAGAAAAGAUCAUACACACACGUCAGCGAUCUUGAGUGCACAGAGGAACCGCUUGGAAGCCAGCCUCGAAGCGAAAGAAGUCACCCACGGAAGACUGUUCACUGGUUGCCUGGAUUAUCUGGAUCUCGCCACAUGUUAGAUGAGUCAGCACACGCCAAGGA